Molecule: messenger RNA, 2115 nt
Organism: Fukomys damarensis (Damara mole-rat)
Lineage: Eukaryota; Metazoa; Chordata; Mammalia; Rodentia; Bathyergidae
Gene: Cngb3
Product: cyclic nucleotide gated channel subunit beta 3
Biological process (GO): monoatomic cation transmembrane transport
Cellular component (GO): plasma membrane; intracellular cyclic nucleotide activated cation channel complex; photoreceptor outer segment
Molecular function (GO): intracellularly cAMP-activated cation channel activity; intracellularly cGMP-activated cation channel activity; protein-containing complex binding
Source: RefSeq, a predicted model, not a curated record
AUGUCUCAGAAUGGGGGAAUUUACCCAAUAUCUGGUGCAGGCCUGAAAAUAGGUGGAUCGGUGUUGGUUGCAAGAACGGUGCCAAUGAAGGUGGUGGCGGACGUCAGCCCACUUGUAGUCCCUGUUAUAAAUGAGUAUGCUGAUGCCCAUCUUCACAACCUGGUGAAAAACAUGCGACAGAGAACAGCUCUAUACAAGACAAAGUUGAUAGAGGGAGAAAUAUCCUCACCUGAAGACAGCCCACGUACUGCAAAGCCCAUAACUGUACCAUCAACACAAGAAAGCAAUUCUAAUCUUAAAAAAGAGCACUACUGCGGCAUAUUGCAGUGGAGAUUCCAGACAUUGCCUUUGACAAAAUACAUGAAGAGAAUGAGACUUCCAAGAAGCAUAGAUUCACACACAGAUCGACUCUAUCUCCUGUGGCUCUUGCUUGUCACCAUUGCCUAUAACUGGAACUGCUGGCUGAUACCCCUGCGUGUGGUCUUUCCAUAUCAAACACCAGACAACACACACUACUGGCUUGUUGCAGACAUCGCAUGUGAUAUCAUCUACCUUUGUGAUAUGCUACUAAUCCAGCCCAGGCUCAAGUUCAUAAGAGGAGGAGAAAUAAUAGUGGAUUCAAAUGAGCUGAAGAGACACUACAGGAAUUCUACAAAAUUUCAAUUGGACGUGGCAUCAGUCAUACCAUUUGAUGUUUUCUACCUCUUCCUUGGAUAUAAUCCAAUAUUUAGAAUAAAUAGGAUAUUUAAGUACACUUCAUUUUUUGAGUUUAAUCAUCAUCUAGAGUCUAUAAUGGAGAAAGCAUAUAUCUACAGAGUCAUUCGAACAACCGGAUACUUGCUAUUUAUUCUGCACAUUAAUGCCUGCAUUUAUUACUGGGCUUCCAACUAUGAAGGAAUUGGCACAACAAAAUGGGUGUAUAAUGGUGAAGGAAACAAAUAUCUGAGAUGUUAUUACUGGGCAGUUCGAAGUUUAAUUACCAUUGGGGGCCUUCCAGAGCCACAAACUUUAUUUGAAAUUGCUUUUCAACUCUUGAAUUUCUUCUCUGGAGUUUUUGUAUUCUCCAACCUAAUUGGUCAGAUGCGUGAUGUAAUUGGGGCAGCUACAGCCAAUCAGAAUGACUUCCGAGUCUGUAUGGAUCACACCGUAGCCUACAUGAACACUUACUCCAUCCCUCAAAGUGUGCAGAGUCGAAUUCGGGCUUGGUUUGAAUAUAUAUGGUACUCUCAAAGAAUGCUAGAUGAGUCUGAUUUGCUCGAGAACCUACCAACUACAAUGCAGUUAGCCCUUGCCGUUGAUAUGAACUUCAGCAUCAUCAGCAAAGUAGAUUUGUUCAAGGGUUGUGAUAGCCAGAUGAUUUAUGACAUACUGCUAAGAUUGAAAUCCACUAUCUAUUUACCUGGUGACUUUGUCUGCAAAAAGGGAGAAAUUGGUAAAGAAAUGUAUAUCAUCAAGCAAGGAGAAAUUCAAGUUCUUGGAGGCCCUGAUGGUUCCCAAGUCCUAGUUACUCUGAAAGCUGGGGCAGUGUUUGGAGAAUUCAGUCUUCUGGCAACAGGAGGAGGAAACCGUCGAACCACAGAUGUAGUAGCCCACGGGUUUGUCAAGCUUUUAACUCUGGACAAGAAGACCCUUCAAGAAAUUCUAGUGCAUUAUCCAGAUUCUGAAAAGCUCCUCAUGAAGAAAGCCAGAGUGCUUUUAGAACAGAAGGGUAAGCCCAGAAAGGAAACAUCUCCAAGAAAGGGACCCUUCUUCUUCACACCAAAACCAGAGACACCAAUGUUUAAAGCUCUUCUGGGAGAUAGAGGAAAAGUAGAUCUUGGGAGACUGCUCAAACUGAAGAGAGAACAGACAACUCAGGUAAUGAGUGGAAACUCCAAAGGAGAAAGAGACAAAAGAAAAGAAGAUGAAGACAAAGGAAGAGGACCAGCAGAGAAAACCCUGGCCACAUCCAAAGAUGAAGCAAGUUCUAUUACCACACAGGAAAAGCCCCAGUCAUCUAGAAGGGCAGUUUUACCCAGUGAAAAUAGCCGUCAAUCUCUCAUCAUCAGCAUGGCUCCUUCUACUGAAACUGAGAAAGAGGUUCUGACAGAACUCAAAGAAAAGUCUAAGCAAUAA